GGGGCACGGCAUGCCCUUCGCAAAGGGGAUGGUCGAAUAUCGGCUGAGGGAUCUGUAGAAGAGAUUUUAGCUACGGGACUGUUGGACGAUGUGACUUUUGAAAGUGAAGAAUUAAAGACCUCUGUUGAGGAUGUUAUAGUAAUUCCCACUAGAAAGUUCCAGCGAGCAACA
Messenger RNA from Ambispora leptoticha, 171 nucleotides. The record is from the annotation of a GenBank genome assembly. Lineage: Eukaryota; Fungi; Glomeromycota; Glomeromycetes; Archaeosporales; Ambisporaceae.